Rhineura floridana is the source of this 6079-nucleotide messenger RNA. RefSeq names its product FERM and PDZ domain containing 3 (gene FRMPD3). Gene Ontology annotation, cellular component: cytoskeleton. Gene Ontology annotation, molecular function: protein binding. Lineage: Eukaryota; Metazoa; Chordata; Lepidosauria; Squamata; Rhineuridae. Gene Ontology annotation, biological process: signal transduction. Bases 935 to 6028 code for a protein of 1697 amino acids. The record is from RefSeq and is a predicted model, not a curated record. The transcript is spliced from 15 exons.
GUGGCGCAGGCAGGCAACCGCCCCGCACGCCGCCUUCCCUUUCCCAGGGAGCCGCCACACCCCCUUCCCGGGCAGCCUCGCUGCGUCCGGCGACACCUCGGGGGCCACCGCUUCUGCGAACCUCUGCCUCUUCGCGGACCAAGACCGAGGGGAGGAGGGCAGGCGGGGGCGUUCUUUCCUACCUCCCCAGACUGUUGGUGCCGGAGUUCCUGGGAAAGGCGAGAAAGCGCUCUUUCCUGGCAGCUGGGGUUGCAGAGACCCCGAGCGAGACAGCGCCGCAUCCAGCCGCUCCACCUCCGCGCUUCACCCGCUACCAGUGUCUUCCGGGCGGCAGCAGCUCGGCUGUAGGUGCGGACGUCUGGCCCGCGCCCCCUUGUGCCGCUGCCGCGGUGGGCGCGCACCCAGCUGGCCUCUCGCAGCCUCGGGGUUCGCGGCAGAUGCGGCGGCGGCGGGGUGCGUGAGUGAGCUGCUCUUCUCGCUGGUUCGGCCUGCGGUGGCAACCGAGGAGGGCCCGCUCAGGCGGGGCAGCGAUGCUCCUGCAUCACCGUUUGGAUGGGGAGCGGCGGGUGCUGGUUCCCGGAGGCUGCUGCAGCCCGGUUUGCGUGCAGGAAGCCUGAAAAGCGGCCCGUCUUCCCGGCGCCCUGCCGAGGCUGCCAGCCCUGAUGCAGGCAGGAACUUGCUACUUCCCGCUAGCCCGGGGCGUCGCACUCUUCCCCACCACUCCUCCCAGAACUGCAUUCUCACGGUCGCUCCCGGGACCCGUCCCUUCUCCAGCUGCUCACAAUCGUGCAGGCUAACGAAAGAGCCGGUUGUCGCGCGCCGUAGGCUGCCUGCAAUCAGUGGCGAGAUUGGCCGCGCGGGGGAAAGGCAGAGCAAAGAGCGCUGCUGGCGAAGCGGGAGAAAACAGGCGAGGCUAAGCCUGCCCAGACAUGUGAUGCAGGAGGGGCCUUGGGAUGAUAUGGAAUGUGGCCAGCUGCCUUCAGAUGCCCUCCGACAGGUGAAGAUCCAGCGUGACCCCAUCUACGGAUUUGGCUUUGUGGCUGGCAGUGCGAGGCCUGUAGUGGUUCGCUCUGUGACGCCAGGUGGGCCUUCUGAGGACAAGCUCUUGGCAGGCGACCAGAUCUUGGCCAUAAACAAUGAAGAUGUGAGUGAUGCCCCCAGAGAGAGAUUCAUAGAACUUGUGAGAAGCACAAAGGAGUCUGUCAUCUUCACUGUGCUACAGACCCAUCAGUCCCCAAAGUCAGCCUUCAUCAGCGCAGCCAAAAAGGCGAAGCUGCGGUCCAAUCCCGUGAAGGUUCGCUUUUCAGAGCAGGUCACCAUCGGAGAGACAGAUCCAGACAUGCUGAAGAAGGAAGCGCUCCUCCUCAUUCCGAAUGUGCUGAAGGUUUUCCUAGAGAACGGGCAAAUCAAGUCUUUCACCUUUGAUGGGCGAACCACCGUCAAGGACGUGAUGAUGACUCUGCAGGAUCGCCUCUCCCUGAGGCACAUUGAGCAUUUUUCCCUGGUCUUGGAGUACUCCAGCCCUGAGCAAAGCCACAAGUUCCUCCUGCUGCAGGACAAGCAGCCCCUGGCCCACGUGGUGCAAAGGACCCACUACCAGGGGAUGAGAUGCCUCUUCCGGGUGAGCUUCUUCCCCAAAGACCCGGUGGAGCUGCUGCGGCGAGACCCGGCAGCAUUUGAGUACCUGUACAUCCAGAGCCGCAAUGAUGUGAUCCGGGAGCGGUUUGGGAUGGAGCCCAAGCCAGAGAUGCUGCUUGGCCUGACUGCCCUUCAUAUCUACAUCACUGUCUCUGCCACGCGGCCAAGCCAGAAGGUCUCCCUCAAAAACGUGGAGAAAGAGUGGGGCUUGGAGCCAUUCCUGCCACCCUCGCUGCUGCAGGGCAUCAAAGACAAGAGCUUGCGGAAGUCUCUUUCCCAGCAGCUGAAGGCCCACCAGAACCAGCCAUGCGGCACCAAGGUCUCCACAACCCAAGCAAAGCUCCAGUACUUGCGCAUCCUGAAUGAGCUGCCGACCUUUGCCGGCGUCCUCUUCAACACCGUGGGACUGGAUGAGAAGCAACCAGCCACCACACUUCUGGUGGGACCCCGCCACGGGAUCAGCCACGUCAUUGACCUGAAGACCAACCUCACCACUGUGCUGUCGGAGUUCAGCAAGGUCAGCAAGAUCCAGCUCUUCAGGGAAAACCAGGGUGUGGCGAGGGUGGAAACGAGCAUCCUGGAUGCCAAGCCUCUGGUGCUGCUGAUGGAGUGGCCGGAGGCCACUAACUUUGCUUGCCUCAUUGCUGGCUACUGCCUCCUUCUGGUAGACUCCAAGAGAAUGAUCUUUGCCCGGCCUGCCAGUCAGCCACUGCCACCUCCACUUAUCAAGGCAGAUUUUGCCAACGCGCCCACCAGCCACCGGUCUGCAUCAGCAGCAAUGGGGCACCUGGGAAAGAAAGAGAGCCGGUUCCUGGGUGGCCCUGUCCCCAGCCGCGAGGAAUGCAGCCCUCGAGACACCAUGGCCGCGGAUGCGGAGCUCAUCCGCGUUUGCUACCUGCACAUGCGAGAGCAGAGGAAGGAGCGUGAGAGCCGGACAGACAUCAAUGAAAACCUGAUCUUCUUUGAGGAGUCCCGGCCCCGGACCAAAUCGGAUCCUACGCCCAAGAGCUCUGGGCAAGACUGCAACGGGGGCCCCCCUGACUAUGACCCGGAUGGCCUAGGCCGGGAGCGAUGGGCCAACCGAGGCAGGGCGUACACCAUGGACAGUCAUGGGAGGAGUCGCUCUGUGCAGUUCUUUUGUGACUCUUGCAAGGCGAAAGUGAAGGGCAGGCAGGCAGCCUCUCGCAGGGCUGGCACCUCUCGAGACAAUGUGGUGGAUCUGAUGUCCCUUCCACCACCGGGGAGUGAUGAGGAAGAGGAUGAAACCACCUCUCUGCUCCCCGCCAUUGCUGCACCCCCUCCGGGCUUCCGGGAUAACAGCUCUGAUGAGGAUGACUGUAAGCGUCGAGUGGCAGCGGCAGCGGCGGCAGCAGCAGCACAAGGCCAGGAGCAAGGUCGCCACCUCUGUGGCAUCCUCUAUGAUGAGAUCCCUGUAACACUCAUAGACAAUGUGCAAACAAGGACAGUCAGGGACCAUGCCCAAGAUCUGGAUGAUGCCCUGGUCUCUACCCUGCAGGCACUGGAAGCUUUGGCUGCCUCAGAAGAUGGCCCACACCCUCAGCCGCAGCAGACAACAGGCCUGAUCGUCCUGGCAGCCAUCACCCCCGAGUCAUCGCUGGACUCCGGCCACGAAACCAGCUCUUCAGAGAUCACCGACAUCUCAGAGAUGGUCUCGGCCAUGAAGCACCAGAAUGCCACCUAUGUCCUGGCUCAGCAUCUCAACAAGGAGAGCCUCUUGGCCAGGAAGGACCUUCCUUUCCGCAUUCAGGGCUGCGCUGCGCAAGCCGUUCUCUCUUCCCCUUGUGCCCUUCUGCCCCAGGAGCCCAGCUCUGCCCCAGAGCCGGCAAUCUUGAACCAAAAAUCCAACCCCUCCUGCAGCAUGAGCAAGCAAGAUCCCCCCCGACUAGGGAGGGGCUACACUGUGGCGCUCCCACCCGUGCUCGCCCAGCAGCUCAGCGAGUACAACAGCAAAGGGGUGCUGAUGGCGGCCUGCGAGUGCAAAGGUGCUAGUCCUCAUGCAGCAGCACCCUUGGAGGUGCCCUUGCACACCACUGGGGCUGCCCUGAGCAACAAACAGGACAAGGUACCCACCGAGGUCCGGCUGAGCCCCAAGCUAGUCCUGGAUGCCCACAGUGGGGUCACUCCUGCCAUCGUUGCAGCUGCUCUGCAACAAGUGGCUGGCCACAGAGCCUCUCCUUCCCUAGCAGCAACAGCAGCCACCGCCUCAGCAGAUCCUCCAACUGCAGACACUGCUUCUGACGGCAGCCACAGCUGCAGGCAACAAGCCAGCGGCAAGCCUGGCCCUCCAGCAACGACACUGGUGAGCCAGCAAACCCCUGAUUCUAAGUGCCCCCAAAAGCAGCAAGGCGAGGCCUCUCCAAGGCCCACAGGAUCCCUAGGCAGUAAAGCAGAUGUCCUUCCUCUCUCCCUAGCAGGUGACGCCAGGCAGGCUCCCAAGGGCUGCCAACCAAAAGGAACCCAGGGGUGUGAGGAGCUCAGCCAGAAGGGCGGGGGUGAGGCUUCCAGCCCUGUUGGCCAGAAACAGGGCCAAGGGGAAAGAGGACAACACGGACUAUCCGCCAAAAGCCACAAGGCCGAGGCAGCGAGCGGCCUGAGGUCCCCAGUUGCCCAGGGCGGGAGCCUCUCCAGGGGCCCUGGGGGAGAGGGUCUGAAAAGGCAGGAGGCCGGGCUGGGACCCAGGGUCGAGGGCCCUGCUGUCACUUCUGUGCCUUCCAAAAAUCCCGAGAAGGUUCUGGAGGCCGCCGCCCAGGACGCUGACAUCCCGGCUAAGCCCAAAGUGCCCAAGGCUUCCUUCCGGCUGAGGAAGCUCUUUUCUGCCACCUUCCCAGCACGGCUCAAGAAAGAGACAGAUGAGCGGCAAGCGCAGCUGCAGAAGGUGAGGCAGUAUGAGCUGGAGUUCCUGGAGGAGCUGCUCAAGCCAAAGGCCAAGGGGGACCCCCUCCCGCCGGAGUACCUGCUCCCCUUGGCUUCGGGGCACUGUCCCUGCCAGUUAAGGACCAGCCCUGUGCAGAAAGUGCCUGGGAUGUCCAGGGAGCAGAGGCGCAGCUGUGACUGCAAGCGCCUCAACCGUGGAGGGGCCAGGCCCCAACUCGGCCAGGUAACGCUGGCAGCAGGACUGGGCAGGCGAGGGAGGGAGAAAGCCCAGAAGCCGGCAGAGGCACUCAGAGGCACCAGCAUCAGAAGCCCUUCCAAGGGCAACCGGAUCAGGUCCACAAGUCUGGAGUCCAGAGGCUGCCGGUCCGACCCUGAGAACAGCUUGUCAUGUCUGGCCACCUGUACUCCUCGCGGAGAUUGCAUGGGGGCCCCACACUACAAGAAGCUGAUGCGCCGCUACAGCGUCAGCGAAAUAGACAAGGCGGAGCAGACUUCUCUGGCCUCGGACAUCUACCAGGGCGCUUAUCCAGCCAAGCAGAAAGCCUUGCCAAAGGAAAGCGAAAGCAAAGCCCAGGACCUGCCCCCAGCCGUGGGGAUGCAGCCCUCCUACGUCCAAAUCGCAGACCAAGAGAAGGCAAGUCAGCAGGAGCACCCCGUGCUCUCUCUUCAAGAGGACGUGUACCCAAGCCACGCCGGACUGCCGGAAGAAGACGUGGAGGGCGAAAAGUGCUGCUCCAUCCGGUAUUGCUUCUACUACAGGAAGUGCGACGUGGCUGACGACGGGAGCGAGAAGGAUGAGCUCUCCUAUUCCAUCCCCAUGCAGAUCCUCCCGGGCAUGAAGCUCGACCAUCAGGCAGUCCCCGUUGUAAGCAGGACCCUCCAGGUUCUGGAUGCCACCGCCUGCAGCACUCCCGAUGACAACCAGACUCAGGAGAUCGACCUGCGGACUUCCACCUUUGAGGGCAGCCUGGCGAAGAUCCAUGCUCUGCGAGGCCACACGUACACCUUGCCUGACGGAUUCCUGUCCGUGCAGAUAGACACCAGUGAGCUCUUGACCAUCUUGAGGCAGUGCGUGGUGAACCCAGAUGUUCGGGAGGGCAAGCCCUAUCUGUCCCAGCUCACCGAGUACAAGCAAGAGCUGGCCCUCAAGUUCAAGGAGUUCCGAGCCUCCUGCCGGAGGGUGGCCGCUGUUGACAAAAGCCCAACCCGCAUGCUCUUGGCCAUCACCAGCAGCUUCCAGGUGCUGGGCAGCCUGAUUGAGACGUUUGUGCGGCUGGUGUAUGUGGUGCGGUCAGAGGCUCAGCGCCAGGCAUUGCUGACCAAAGUGGAGGAGGUUGUGAGGAACUACACUUUCUUGCUGAGGGCAGCUGAGGAGUCGACGGCCAGAACUGUGUGCCACCGGGGGGACCAGGCAGCUGAGCCGCUGAGCCGGCAGUCAGUGGCCUCUGUCAUGAGCACAUUCACACGCUCCUUGAAGACACUGAUGAAUAAGUAAGGCAGCAUCCACUGGGGGUGCAGUUGCACCUUUCCCGUCAUGUUCGCCUGC